Messenger RNA from Penicillium macrosclerotiorum, 345 nucleotides. RefSeq lists its product as uncharacterized. Bases 1 to 345 code for a protein of 114 amino acids. Lineage: Eukaryota; Fungi; Ascomycota; Eurotiomycetes; Eurotiales; Aspergillaceae. The record is from RefSeq and is a predicted model, not a curated record. The transcript has a single exon.
AUGCAGCCCGUUUUUGAUUAUCUGGAGGAGCCGCGCUCAACGUCUGCAUUUCUGCAACGCCGCCGGCUCGCGACUCCCGAUGGAGGGAGUGUGCCCGGGGAAAAACAAGCCCAGGGGCCGCCACCGCUGCAACUGCAACAGCAUUCGGGCCCUCGGACCUGGCCAGACCCAAAGCCCACUGGCCAGACGCAGUCCCCUCCCGGCCUUUGUGUCCAGGGGUCAACCACAAACAGUGCAAAAGUUCGGCUCCUCUUCCAGGUGGAGGUCCUCGAGCUCUCGCGGUCGGUGGAGACCUCGGAUGGAUCUCGCGGGGCCGGCAGCUCCGUUCUUCCCCCUUUUGCAUAG